This is a messenger RNA of Emiliania huxleyi CCMP1516, 984 nucleotides long. RefSeq lists its product as hypothetical. The transcript has a single exon. NCBI's taxonomy places the organism in Eukaryota, Haptophyta, Isochrysidales, Noelaerhabdaceae. Bases 1 to 984 code for a protein of 327 amino acids. The record is from RefSeq and is a predicted model, not a curated record.
AUGUCGGCCAAGAUGCCCAAGUCGGGCAAGGGCAAGGCCGCCGCGACGUCCGACGAGUCGUGGUACGACAAGCAGAAGCGAGAGAACCCCGACUUCUUGGAGAAGCGCGCCAGGGAGGCGAGAGAGGCACGCGCUGCAAAGAAGGCGGCGACGACGACUGCGGCUGCUCCUGCGCCGGCGCCGGCACCGAUGGCAACUGACGCUGGGACCGCCAUGAGCCCGGGCUUCUUCGCGCGUCACAUGCCCAGCGUGUUUGGCAGCAAGGCGCCGGCCGAAAACAGCUCCAGUGCCGCUGGCUCGAGCUCGGCGGCAGCAGCCAACGCGGCCGACGCUGCAUACGCUGUCAGCGACGACGUGCCGGCGUGCCAGCGCUGCUGGGAGCAGCUCAGCGCGAGCGAGCGCGUCACAGCUGCCACGCUCGGCUUCGUCCAGUGGUCGUGGGACGCGAGCGUCAUGGACCUGGACAACGACAUCGAGCCGAGGAUCGACAUCUACUCCAAGAAGACGCUGAGCGCUCGACGUCAACGCGCGAAGGACCUGGACCUGGCCGGCCUGCUCAUCCACGAGGCUCACGCGGUCCUCGGCAUGCGGCUGCACAACCCUGUCGACAUGACCAUGGCGCAGCGCGAGGGACCGAUCGACGACGCGGAGUUGGAGCCGUGCUUCCUCGUGCGCGGCGUCUUCGAGUCGAUGGGCAAUGAAGAACGCGAGCGCUACACGGCGACGCGCUGGGUGCCGCUCGAAGAGAUGACCUCGCUGAUGUACGACUUCGACGAGAACGAGCGCGGCGAGCUCUUCGAGAGCUACGCCGCCGGCGCCGACGCUUUCAUCGAAACGGUGGCCCGCCUCGUCGAGGCGGCGCGAGUCAAAGUUGGCGCCGCGGAACGUGCAGCUUCGCCGGCGUCGCCUGGCUCGCGCUCGACGCGCAGCUCGCCAGGUGCAUCCUCCGACAAGGCGCUCGGCAAGCGGAAGGCACGCAAGUAG